AUGUCCCACAAUCCAUGCGAUGGAGCUAAAAAAGAAGACUACUUUGUACGGUAUGGACGAUAUUAUGCAUCAUGGCGACCUGGGAAAUAUCUAUUUCCGAUUGAUGAUGAAGAGAGUAGCAGAUUGGAUAUGGUUCACAAAUUGUUCCUGGUUGUCCAACAAGAUGAACUUUAUCUCGCUCCGCUGGCCGAAAACCGGCCUCUUCGAAUCAUGGAUCUAGGCACUGGAAGUGGUAUAUGGGCCAUUCAUGUUGCGGAAAGCAGAACCGGUCAGCAGUCGGAGAUCAUGACUGUGGACCUUCAUAAAUUUCAGCCCCAAUAUCACCUGCUCCCUGGCUCGGGGUAUCUAGAGCAUGUUGAGAUCGAAUGGGUGCCUCGUUGGGAUGAAAAUGAUGUAGAUAAAGAGGGAAACGGCAUGCCAGACUCGCCAUCGGCUCUCGAGGAGUGGUCAAACCUUUAUAUGACAGGGUUAGAAACGUUGGGCCGCAAUGGCAGAAUCGAUGGAGCUGCGAUUCGACAGACAAUUGAGGAUGUUGGAUUUACCAAUGUCGAGGAGAAAACUAUUCGUCUUUACAUGUCACCCUGGAUGCCCGAAUAUCAUAAGCGGGAGGGUGCGAGAUGGCUCAACAUGUGCUUUACUCGUGGGGUCGAAGGCAUGAGUUUGUGGCCUAUGAUAAUAGGGUUGGGCAUGAGGGAGGAUGAAGUUCGUGCCAUAUGUGAGAGAGCCAUCUAUGAGAGUUUGGAGAUGCGCCUUCGCACCUACUUUAAUGUGUAA
Messenger RNA from Metarhizium brunneum ARSEF 3297, 774 nucleotides. NCBI's taxonomy places the organism in Eukaryota, Fungi, Ascomycota, Sordariomycetes, Hypocreales, Clavicipitaceae. The record is from RefSeq and is a predicted model, not a curated record.